AUGUCAGAUAUUCGAGCCGUCAAGAGAUACGCAGCUCAACACGACCUGUUCAACAGAUUACAUUCGAUAUCGGCGGAUGAGAGAUUUGUUAAGGAUGUAGCGGAGAAUUGGUUUGAUGGGAGGUUUGAUGUCGUCCCUAAUCAGCGGUGUGGGAACUGGUACUGUGAUCCAUCUACCAGCUCGAAAGCUUAUGCUUAUUUCAAGUCUACUGAUGGACAUAUGACGCAAUGGGAUUUCAAUUUGAGGAGAUCUAAUUUGAGUUUGGCUAAAUAUGCUGAAGAUCGCGGAGGGUUGAUACUGGUAGAUUCGACGAGAAGAGGCAAAAGGAUGCCUGAUGGCCUAUCCAAGACUGUUCCUAUAUGGUGUUGCGUGAUCAAUUUGGCAAUCGAGUUACGGCGGAAUAUACCACUAGACGAGGAGUGGGAUACAGAAUUAUAUUUACCUCCUAAGGUAGUUUCACCUUCGGAAAAAUCACAGAUAGAAGAUCGGAUGGACGAAUGGGCAGAGACUCUCGAGAAAUCUUCCCUUCCAUUACCCAACCUCAUUAAACCCUUACGACCCUUCUUCGUUCACCCAUCCACCUCCACUCCACCUACGAUACCUCUCAAUCCACCUUAUACACCCAUAAUAUGUCUCUCGGCCUCGCGCUGGGUGAAUAAUCCAGAUGAUCAAAUACCAUCAGUCACCAGGCUAGGAGAUACAAAUAGGACGGUCGGCUUCGAUUAUGUACCUGGAGCAGGGGACGAUGAUGAGCUUUGGGCUAGAGGUUUAACACCUACGUUAUUCCAUUCCAACAAACCCGACCUCCUCAAAGCGGAAAGAGAUGAUUUACCUUCCCUGGUAGAUGAAUUGGUCUUAUCCCAUGCGAUGUCGAAACUGCCUGCUCCCUCAGCUUCUUGCCUCAAUUCAAAUUCUCUUUCAAGUAUUGGUGAAAGUACGAUCGGUAUACCCGACGAAUCCUCGAGAAUAGCAUUAAUUAUCGGAUCACCUAUCAUGACUACAUCUACCCAAUGGAAAUACUCAACUUCCUCGGGUAAUACGAUAAUAGUCAGAGUAGUGGAAUAUGAGAAAUAUCCCAAAGACCUACCUCGAGCGCUUACUCUUACGCCCAAAGAGAAGACACUGGCAGUGGCUAAUUCCAAAACCGAAGGAAAAGCCUAUGAAUUGACGUUAAGCGAGUUAGUUGAAUUUGUGAGGAGCCAAGGAGAAGAUAGUGGUGUGGUGUUGGUACAUGGGAGAAAAGAAGAUGUGGAAUUAGCCUUGAAGAUAUAUCAGGAAUCACAAGCACAGCCACAAGAUGGACAGGAAAAGCAGGAAGAAAGAGUGAAACUCAAUGAACCACCUGAGCCUUCAGUAGAAGGUAGGAAAUUGAUUUUACCCCUUGCACUGGCUCUGAUCUGCUCGGCAACAAACGAAAAAGAACUGCAAGAGGAAAAGAAGGAUGUUGUAUUGACAAAGAGCGAUAUAGCUGUCAAUUUACAUGGUUUAAUCUCGCUUUGGCCGGAUGGGAAUCCGUCUAGAGCUAGUUUGAAGAGAGUGAAUGAGUUUUUGAUGUCUGGUGAUCGGGGGAGGAAAUGA
Molecule: messenger RNA, 1578 nt
Organism: Kwoniella mangroviensis CBS 8507
Lineage: Eukaryota; Fungi; Basidiomycota; Tremellomycetes; Tremellales; Cryptococcaceae
Exons: 8
Coding region: 1-1578 (525 amino acids)
Biological process (GO): charged-tRNA amino acid modification
Cellular component (GO): cytoplasm
Molecular function (GO): tRNA adenosine(64)-2'-O-ribosylphosphate transferase activity
Source: RefSeq, a predicted model, not a curated record